Messenger RNA from Phaeoacremonium minimum UCRPA7, 717 nucleotides. RefSeq names its product putative duf1479 domain protein. Bases 1 to 717 code for a protein of 238 amino acids. The record is from RefSeq and is a predicted model, not a curated record. The transcript is spliced from 5 exons. Lineage: Eukaryota; Fungi; Ascomycota; Sordariomycetes; Togniniales; Togniniaceae.
AUGGGACAAGCAGCUGUUCCCGAGAUUCCAUGGUCUGAAGUUAUUGCGAAUGGUGGAAAGAUUCCCGAUGCCAUUGCUGAGCGAGCACGUCACACCGGAUGUGUCAUUUUUCGAGGCUGGUUGAGCAUGUCGGAAUGUGGCCCUGGCGAGGGUACCCUCCGGGUUAUGCCCAGUCUGAAGCUUAGCACAGCUUAUAUCAUGCUUCGUCCUUUCUUCCUGAAUGAGAAGUUGGAUCUCACGCAGCCAACGUUCCCUGGCUCGAUUCCUGCCAGAGGACAAAUCUAUGCAAACCCCAAAUACCAUCCACACUUAUAUCACGACAAGUCCAUCAUCAGCAUCCCAAAAGUUGAGCCUGGUGAUUUCAUCUUCUGGCACACUGAUGUUCUACACGAGGUAGAAGACGAGAACAAUGGGAUCAAUGACUCUAGUGUUUUAUAUGUUGCAAACGUGCCCCUUUGCACUUACAAUAUUCAGAACAUGCUCAAUCACCGUAAAGCCUUUCGAGAGGCUGUGCCUCCUCCUGACUAUAUCCGCGACUUCGGCGGGCCUUACGAGCUUGAAUAUCAACAUGACGAUCACGGCGCCCGAGAAGAGAACAUUCUGACUGUCGAAGGCAGAAGAGCUCUCGGGCUGGAAGAAUUUGAUGAAAACGAGCCCGGCUUGACGGAAGGCCAGCGCAAAGUCCGGAGGAUGGCCAAUGAGGCGAUGAGGGAGUAA